Molecule: messenger RNA, 519 nt
Organism: Hyaloscypha bicolor E
Lineage: Eukaryota; Fungi; Ascomycota; Leotiomycetes; Helotiales; Hyaloscyphaceae
Exons: 4
Coding region: 1-519 (172 amino acids)
Source: RefSeq, a predicted model, not a curated record
AUGCAGGCUGCUGCCUUUCCUGCCCAUACAUGGAAGGUUGAGGACCACAGUGAUCCGCACUGUACUGCUAAUUACGGGGUUGCUAGUGGUCAUCGCCUUUACUGUAACGGACCAGGAACGGUCAAACAUCGAAUUAUAGUCUCCUUCCCACGCAGUUUCGGGGGGUGGAUGGGAUAUAUGACAGUUGAGAUAGCACUCUGCCUAUCUCUGGGAGCGGAUGAGAAUGUAGGGAGCCGAGAAGGGGCCAAUGACAACUUUGAGUCGAUGGAUAUGGUGAGGAGAAUAGAUAAAAGACAUCAAGAUAUCAAUCGAGGAGGUUCUGAAGGAUCGCCUCUGAAGAAAAGGGCUUUUGAGGGAACGCCACAGCCCCUGAAUUCGUCGCUAAGCCUGCAAGCCACACGCUUAAAAUACACCGCCACCGCCAAACCCCGAGGAAGACGAGAGCUCAAUUUCCACAACGCACUUUCCUUCUCAUCAGCUUCACAGAGCAAUUUGCGAGGCGAGGAUGACUUGGGCUGA